UUAGAUGUAAAUGAUAAAAUAUGUCGUAUUAUUGUGAACAUAUAGUUUUAGUCUAACAUUUGAAAUUGUAAAAAUUGAUGUAAUGAUUCUAAGACAUUGAUUUAAAAUGUGAUAGUCCGGUUUGGACGGGCUUAAUAUUACUAGUGAGCAUGGCGGGGGUUUAAAAAAGAUUCUAAAUUCUAUAAACGUGAAAUACAAAGGCAAAUUUAGUAUUUCAUGAGGCGCGUAGUUGUAUAAGAUAAAUUGAAAAACAAAUUCGGAAAAAUGUGAUAUGUCGAUAAUAUUGGAUUCCAUGUCCUGGUACAGUGUAAACAACUUUGUUUCAUUACUCAUGUUAUAAUCUUAUGUAUUCAGUCAAUUCUAUAUACAAGACCGACGAUUCGAGUUCAUACAUUUUAUUCAAUGGCAAUGUCUGAAAUCAUUAAUUCAUCUUCAAAUACCACGGAGGUGGUUUUUGAAUUCGACGAAAAACUCUGGUCUGCCAAUGUUGUUUUAAAUCUUUUUGGACUUAUACUGAGCAGUUAUGUCACAGCAACAAUGGUCGUACAUCAUUAUGUACGGAAUUCUAGAAAUAAACCAUCCAACAGGGACAUCAGAGAAAGAAGAUUUGCACUAAUAGCAAGAAUUUUGUGCAUUUUGUCGGCCAUAUUUACAGCAACAUUCAGUGCAAGCAAAGCCAUUAUCGAUUUUGUGGAAAAAGACGCAAGGUACAAGACUACCAAACCGUGGGAUUGCAAUAUUCUCUUUAAAGUAGCCAACGCAUCACUCUUGUUUUCGUCUUUUUUGGCAUAUUUAUUUCUGUGGACAAGGCAAAGAGUGUUUUACAUUCAUAAAGCAUUGAGACCACUGAACAGUAAAACACUGACCGUGACUAGUUAUGUCAUUCUGGUAUUGUGGAUUCUAUAUAGCGUUACAUCGAUAGUCGCAAUCGCCAUCUUGCCCAGGUACGAUUACGAGGUCGGAGUUGGUUGCCGGUUAGAUAUCGACUCCAGUACUUCUCUACGAAUCAUAUCGUCAUCAUUCGUCGUAGUUACUGCCUUGAUGCAAGUUUGCCUGCUUGUUCUUUUUAUCUACCCGAUUGUUAAACGAUCAAUUAUAUCCUCACAAAUGUCUCGAAGAAGAUCAGGGAAGUCUCCGGGAUCAGAAAAUAGUCCAUUGACAAGAAUAAUGUGGCGAGUGAAAAAAGCAAUUGCUCUUUCUGUGGUAUGCAUUGUCACGGAUAUCGCUGCCCCCGUUAUUGCAACUUUAACUUAUUCAAGUGACAAAACCACUUUUACGCCACCUUAUGUCAUAAGCUUGACUGUCAAUAUGAUGUGUUUAAUCUUCUGUUUUGACAAUUGGCACACAAUGCUUGUGCCAUGUAUGAUCAAGCCCGGACCGGAGAGGAAACUCGCGAAACUAGCAUCAACGCAGAACACGUCACAAAGAACAAGCAGAAAUUCAAAAGAUACUUUGUCAUCCAUUUAAAAUUGGCAGAUCAUAUAAAUAAAUUCAAAUCC
Messenger RNA from Styela clava, 1499 nucleotides. The record is from RefSeq and is a predicted model, not a curated record. NCBI's taxonomy places the organism in Eukaryota, Metazoa, Chordata, Ascidiacea, Stolidobranchia, Styelidae.